AUGGCCGGAAGCAAUAACUACCCUUUCAACCUUGGGGACUAUACCCGAGAAAUUUCCACGGGAUCAGAGGAAGCACAACAGUGGUUCAAUCAUGGCCUCAACUGGUGCUUUGGCUUCAACCAUGAAGAGGGAAUGGUGUGUUUCCAAAAUGCACUCGAGGCUGACCCCAAAUGUGUCAUGGCGCACUGGGGCAUCGCUUAUGCGUCAGGACCAUUCUACAAUCUCCUUUGGUGUGAAAUGGGUGAGCUGGAAGCGGCAAUGGCGGUCGCCCUCGCCCACUCACACCUCGCGCAGGCAAACGCGCUUGCCGCUCGCGCGACACCAACUGAGAACCGCCUCAUCGCAGCACUAGCCAAGCGUUUCGAAUUACAGCCACCCGCCCUACCGGCUGACUACGAUCGCUGCGAGAUCAAUUAUAUGAAAGCGAUGCGAGAGGUGCACAAGGACUUCCCGGAAAACCUGGACGUGGCAGCUCUCUUUGUCGAAGCCCUGAUCACCCGCACACCACGUCGUCUCUGGGAUAUGAAGACCGGAGAGGUCGCGGCCGGCGCAGAUACGAUCGAAGCUUUGGAAAUUUGUGAGAAAUCAAUUGACGACGCAGAGAGGGCUGGCACUACUCCACAUCCGGCCAUUAUUCAUCUUCAUAUUCAUUUGCUCGAAAUGUCCCACAUGCCAGAACGCGCGAUGCAGUCCGCAGACAGGCUAAGAACACUAUGCCCAGAUGCUGGGCAUAUGAACCAUAUGCCCGGCCAUAUUUACCUUCUCUGCGGUGAGUACGAGAAGGCCAAGCUGGCUAGCGAGGCAGCCAUCAAGGCCGACGAUAUGUAUUCCCAGUGGGCCGGAUCCGUGAAUUUCUACGUCACCGCACGCUGUCACCAUAUCCAUCUGAUGAUGUAUACUUGUAUGUUUCUUGGGCAAUAUGAGCCUGCCAGGGCCGCGGCAGAAAAGAUGAAGAGAAUCGUCAGUCGCGAUAUUCUCACAGUCCCUGACCGUCCGGAAAUGGUUAUGCGGGCCGAGGGUUAUUACGCUAUGGCAAUACAUAUGCCAGUGCGGUUCGGGAAGUGGAAGGAUAUCAUCGACACGCCAGCUCCCGAUGACCCGCACCUCUUUCUAGUCAGCACAGUAAUGCAUCAUUACGCAAGAGGUGUAGCUUAUGCUGCCUUGAAGAAGACUUCAGAGGCGGAGCGAGAGCGUAUCCUGUUCCACGAAACACGUAGCCGGGUUCCGCCAGGACGCCGCCUGCUCAACAAUACCGCCAUGGACAUCCUUGCCAUUGCCGAACUAAUGCUUGACGGUGAAAUUGCAUACCGUAAAGGUGAUUAUGAUGAAGCAUUCGCGCAUUUGCGUAAAGCCGUCGAAAUUGAUGAAAACUUGAACUAUUGCGAACCUUGGGCUUGGAUGCACCCCCCACGCCAUGCGCUGGGUGCAUUGUUGCUCGAACAGGGCCAUACCACAGAAGCUGAGCAGGUCUAUCGCGAGGAUCUAGGAAUUUGCGGAAAGCUACAGCGUUGCUCGCAGCAUCGGGAUAAUAUAUGGGCAUUACACGGUUUGGUCGAGUGUUUGCAAGCUCGCGGAGAUACUGAGGAGUUGGCGAUCAUAUCGGAAAAACUGGAAAAGGCAAGAUUGUCAGCAGAUACUAUCAUUACUUCGUCUUGUAUGUGCCGCCUGUUACAUUUCCGUGAGCCAUUAAUGUACGCAUAUAUAACUACUACAAGUUUGCAAGACACGGUCUUACGGGCUGGAAUAACAACUCGUGCCUAA
Messenger RNA from Orbilia oligospora ATCC 24927, 1761 nucleotides. RefSeq lists its product as uncharacterized. The coding region runs from base 1 to 1761 and encodes 586 amino acids. Gene Ontology annotation, cellular component: intracellular anatomical structure. NCBI's taxonomy places the organism in Eukaryota, Fungi, Ascomycota, Orbiliomycetes, Orbiliales, Orbiliaceae. The transcript has a single exon. Gene Ontology annotation, molecular function: protein binding. The record is from RefSeq and is a predicted model, not a curated record.